UAUAAGACCCCCUGCAAGAAUGCGAUCACAUUGAGAAAAAAACAAGUCAUUGUGUUGCUUCCCUCGCUCGAGUCAGAGACGCACCAAAAUGCAGCAUCUAAUCCUGCCCGUUCUCCUGGCAUCCCUAUGGACCCUCUGCACAGGAUCAGCAGAUUGGUGUUAUCAAUCCCAGUUCACCUGUGACCAUGAGUGCAACACACCAGACAAGUGGAACCACGCCAACAGUGAUUGUUCAGGAAAACAACAGUCACCCAUCAAUGUUGUGACCAGAAAGACUCUGCCAGACGAGCGUCUGACUCCUUUCAAGUUCAACAACUAUGAUCAUAUCUUCAGAGGCACAAUCAAGAACAACGGCCACUCAGUUCAGGUGAAUGUUCCUCACCUUGCCACUAUCUCAGGCGGAGGCCUGCCGGACACCUACAAGGCCGUGCAGUUCCACCUGCACUGGGGCACCGAUGGAGGGCCCGGCUCUGAACACACCAUUGAUGGGGAGCAGUAUCCCAUGGAGCUACAUAUUGUUCAUAUGAGGCAAGAGUUCUCUGAUCUGACCACAGCACUAUCAGACGCAGAGGGAGUUGCAGUCCUUGGAUUUUUCUACGAGAAGUCCAAGAGUGCAAACCGAAAGUAUGACUCCAUGAUCAGCGCUUUGAAAAGCAUCACAGCUGCAGAUGCCAACACAUCUCUGUCUUCCAUUUCCUUGGCGCAGCUGAUCCCACCUGAGCAUAAUAUGACCAGCUUUUACCGCUAUAAGGGCUCCCUGACCACCCCAGGGUGCACUGAGUCUGUGAUUUGGACUUUGUUUGAAAAGCCCAUCCCCCUGAGCCAUGACCAGCUGAAGACAUUCUCAGACCUCAAGUUCAAAGACGGGAAGCGGAUGGUGUCGACCUUCAGGCCGGUGCAGCCCCUCAAUGGCCGGCAGGUAUACCGGUCGGGAGGCGCAGUUAUCCUGGCCAGUUCCGCCCUCCUUGUGGCUGCCAUCACCAUGGCCAUGGGACUGUCCCAGCCUAACUAGAGCAAGGCAUCCCAUGCUGCACUACGACACCCAUGAACACAAUAAGUUCUGUAUCACUCCUCAGCUGAACCCUGAUUUGUAACAUCUUCAUCGCACGGUUGCUAAGAUGAUCGACCACGUCGUAGUGCAGGCAUGACUCACCUGGUGUCCCCCCACCCUUAUGACACACAUGACAAAGGCGUUUCGUGGAAUGCCUUCGAGGUGCUGUAAGGGUUCGAUCAGCAUUCAUGCAUGCAUAGUGAAGCAGUAGGUCUUAUUUCAGCAUUAUGAAUGUGCCAUAAAGCAGGUUACAAAUCACUCAAAGUGACAACUGAAUUCAGAUUCAUCACCAGACCCUCUUAGCCCUGCCCUAAUUCUUCACAGCAUCAUCCUGAACACCAGCAUACAUACAUCUGAUACACUUUAAACCUUAUCCACCUUGUCCAGUGUCAGGUAUAUUUAGUCUCUGCUAAUGUCAGAGUGAGUCGUCGAACGUUUGCGCUCCAAGUGCCAAUGUCAGCCCCAUAACUUGGCACGUGACAACUUGUUCUCAAUGGGGCAUGAGAACGGCAUGGAGCUAUUAAUAGCAGAACUGAGUCAUAAAAACAAGCUCCAUUUCAAAGCCAGCGGUCAAAGGAGUCAGCAGUUUGGCUAUUCUCUCAAAGUCCAGGAGCUAAGAGCAUGGCCCUAAGGUGAACCCGUAACAGCAGCUCAGUCAGCAAUUGGCUUGGAAAGGUGGGAGGUUAGGGGAGGGUGGGGGGUGGGAAGGUGCGAUCUUGCCUUUCCCCACUGGAGUCCAGUGUCCAUGAUGAACAACUGCAUGCUGUUCUGAGAGCAGAGCUGCAGUACUUUCUCCCGCCCAGAGUCAGAGGCUACCGACACCUGAGACACAGACAAAGAUGCAGAGCCGCUGAUGCUCUGAUUGUGGGUCAAAAAGCGAGCAAGCUUGUUUUCAAGAGGCGAGACGCAACAGCGCCGAGAAGACAGCAAGACUUUUGAGAAUCAACCAGCAUACAAAAUGUCACCUCUCCUUUCAAAACAAUUCUUUUCAUGCAUCUCCAAAACACUUAAGAGUCGCAUGAAUCAGCAUGUCUUGAUGUUCCAGGUGUCUAUUAUGAGCCCCAUGUGAAACUGCACACACACACACACAAACACAAUCUGUACACACACCUCAGUCACCCCUCGUUUCCUGUGAAGUUCAGUGAGCUUAUCUUGGAGAAUAUGUGACUGUGUUCAUGGCUUGUCUUACAGGGUUUCGAAUGCACUGAAUGUUAUCGACUGUGAAUUACACCCCACUGAGUUCUCGCACAUUUAUUCAGAAGGACUCGUUAUGUAUUCCAGUGAGAGAUCUGUGCAAUUUUCCAGCAAGAUUUAUUGUGAUGAUCAAGCAAGGGAUCUGUGUAUUUUCCAUUGUUUCAUAACGCAUCAAGUUAUAUUUCUAUGCUGUGUCAUUGUACACAUUUAUUUAUGUACCGAAUGUGUAUAUUGAUAUGAGACGCACAGUUAUUGUUAUUUAUGUAUUGCAAAGUUCAUAUAGUAUUAAAUGCAAACCCAUAUAUGAAGUUGUUCAUGACCAAUCAAGUUUACGUGUAUGAGAUUGUCAGGUUGUAAUACUUGAAAGUGUCAUAAAUAAUAUGGAGAAUGUGUUCCCAUUGAACAAUAAACUACUUACAUGCCUUUUUAA
Molecule: messenger RNA, 2675 nt
Organism: Scomber scombrus (Atlantic mackerel)
Lineage: Eukaryota; Metazoa; Chordata; Actinopteri; Scombriformes; Scombridae
Gene: ca4a
Product: carbonic anhydrase IV a
Exons: 8
Coding region: 89-1012 (307 amino acids)
Cellular component (GO): plasma membrane
Molecular function (GO): carbonate dehydratase activity; zinc ion binding
Source: RefSeq, a predicted model, not a curated record